This is a messenger RNA of Penaeus monodon (black tiger shrimp), 4197 nucleotides long. Its product is annotated as dual specificity protein phosphatase CDC14C-like. Gene Ontology annotation, cellular component: mitotic spindle; kinociliary basal body; centrosome. Gene Ontology annotation, molecular function: protein tyrosine/serine/threonine phosphatase activity; protein serine/threonine phosphatase activity. Bases 333 to 2486 code for a protein of 717 amino acids. Gene Ontology annotation, biological process: protein dephosphorylation; cilium assembly; microtubule cytoskeleton organization. Lineage: Eukaryota; Metazoa; Arthropoda; Malacostraca; Decapoda; Penaeidae. The transcript is spliced from 12 exons. The record is from RefSeq and is a predicted model, not a curated record.
CCAACAUGGCCUCGGAGGGAUGUUGACGUGCGUUCAGCUCUCGUGCAUUUUAAGUGAAUUUUGUGUUCGUAUUUAGAUUUUUUACCUUAAUGCACCCUAAGGUAGUGGAUUAGGGAUACGUCUACCCAUUGGUGCUCCGAGUGGGUAAGGUUAAAGAGCAGAUCCUAAUAAAUAAGUGUGUGAAAUACCAUAUGCCAAGCCCCCCUGCGUAAGGCGAGUGUUGUGACGCAAAAUAUUGAAGAAAAACUAUUUUGAAUCGGAACGUUUUGUUGAUUAACUAUUUUGUAGGGAUUUUGUGACGGUGAAUUGUGAAAAAGAGUGUUGGAGAAACCAUGGAAGACUCGAGCGAGGUGCUUGUGUGUGCUGCCGAAUAUAUUAAAGAUCGGCUCUACUUCGUGACCCUCCGAACCACGGGCCGCCCUCGCUCCACCGCCAACACCCACUACUUUUCCAUUGACGAUGAGCUGGUCUAUGAGAGCUUCUACGCCGACUUCGGUCCUCUCAACCUGGCCAUGCUGUACCGCUACUGCCAGAAGCUCAACAAGAAGCUAAAGUCCCUGUCCCUGGCCAAGAAGAAGAUCGUGCACUACACGACGCUGGACCCGCAGAAGAGAGCCAACGCAGCCUUCCUCAUCGCCGCCUAUGCCAUAAUUUACCUUAAAAAGACCCCCGAGGAAGCAUACAAGCCACUGGUGGGCGGAAACAGCCCGCAGUUCUGUCCCUUCCGAGAUGCCGCGUAUGGGAUGUCGACGUACCAUCUCACGCUGCUCGACUGUCUGCAUGCGAUCGACAAGGCCUUCAAAUUGGGCUUCUUCAACUUCGAUGACUUCGAUGUCGACGAGUAUGAGUAUUACGAAAAAGUGCAAAAUGGCGACUUCAAUUGGAUCAUGCCAGGUAAAUACCUCGCUUUCUGCGGACCGCAUGCCGAGAGCAAGAUCAAGAAUGGAUACACACUCCAUUCCCCCGAGACUUACUUCAGCUAUUUCCGCAAGCAUAAUGUGACAACCAUAGUGAGACUCAACAAAAAGAUUUACGACGCUUCAAGGUUCAAGAAUGCAGGCUUUGAACAUUAUGAUAUGUACUUUAUUGAUGGAUCGUGUCCUUCAGAUGAAAUCAUGAGGGAAUUCUUGCGCGUCAGUGAAAAUACUGAUGGAGCUCUUGCUGUUCACUGUAAAGCUGGCUUAGGGCGUACAGGAUCCCUCAUUGGUUGCUACAUGAUGAAGCACUUCAGAUUCACAGCAGCAGAGUCUAUUGCCUGGUUACGUAUCUGCAGGCCAGGCUCCAUUAUUGGGGGGCAGCAGCAAUGGCUCACUUCGAAACAGUCUUCACUGUGGCUAGAAGGAGACAUAUUCAGAGCACGCAACAAAAAUCAAAACUUGAACAAGAAAUUCGACUUUGGAAUUUAUAGCAUUGCUUGGAGGGACCACUUGGCCAACAUGCGGAAUAAUCAGAACAAAAACAACUGCAAGAAUGACAAUAAAAAGAAACUGGUCAAUGGAAACGCAUCAGAAGAUGAUGUGGAUCGUGAGGAAAAUGUCCAAGUUGUGCUAAGUGGCGUUGACUUGUUGAAGUUAGAUGAUCAAACUUCACAAACAGAUAAUCAUGACAAGUACAUCGAGGAUGUUGCAAAUAGUAAUGCAGACAGUAAAGAUUCCGAGACUCGACUUAUAAACGGGCUUUCACAAGGUGAUCGCCUAAACCAGCUGAAAGCUUCACGAACCCAUGCCCGUUCUGCCACAACUGGACGAGUACACCUUGAGGACAAAGCUCACGUGCGUACCAAGUCCACGCCCCUGGGGAGUGGAGGCAGUGGUAGUGGUGGUGGUGGGCGAGAUGCUGUGCUGUCUCCCCUGAAAGCUGGCAAGGUCUCCACCAUCACCACAGCCUACAGAGACACUGCUCGUAGGCCUAUGCGAUCCACUACCACAGCCACAAGCAAGAGCAAACUCCCAGUCUAUCGCGUAGUAAAGGGGAUAACAAAUACCGAACCUCAAAUACACUUGCCAGCAGGUCCACGAAAGCUGCCCUUGUCAGAUGACUACCAAUACUGCCCACCUCGAAAAGCAAGAACAGUAAGAAAAGCCCAGAGAACAUCUCAUCCCCAUCAUCAGCAUCCUCAAACACAGACACCACCAACAACUCCACCGGCAACAAGACUACUUCUAAGAAAUCGCGAAGUUCUUCCUUCGGCAAGCUUAGUGCCACCAAGAACUCCUCCGCCAACUCCAACUCACCCAGCAAGUCGGAAGCUGCCUCCUCCAACUCCAAUAAUGAUAAAGAGUCGGAUACCGCACUCAACACCAGCGACAAAGAGGAUAAAGUCGUGUCCGGCACUUCCUCUCCCGAGAGAAAGAGUACCUCAGCGGAGCUCAGGAACUCUUCCAAGACUUCCAAAAGUUCUUCCAAGUCUUGGUCAGUUGAGGUUGUGUCAGAGAACCGGAGUAGAGGGGAGGGCAAAGUGUCUCGAUCUGCUCCCCCAGAGCUGAGGAAGGCUGCUAGUGUUGAAGGUAGAGGGAGUAAGAUUAGCACAGGAACUAGUCUGCGGAGAUCGGGUAGAGGAGCAAACAGGAGUGAGCUAGGGGUGAGGAGAAGUAAUGGCCUUAAAAAGCGAUCUCACAGUCCAUCAAAUCGGGAGCCUGGAAGAAGCCUCAAGACACGCAAGUCACGAAGUCGAGUCACUAGUCCAGAACCAGUUGGAAGUGAUAAUUCUGAAAGAAGCAAAGCUGAUAAGAACAAAGAUAUUGGUAGCAAAAAGAAAGCACAGACACAAAUAACUGAGUACUACACUAUCCGCAAAGAAAAGAGUACAUACAAAGUGAUCAGAACUCUUCCAGACGAUCCUCCCCUUGAGAGAAGCACACGCACUCGAGCUAGUUGGGAGGAGGAAAAUAAAAGGACGACCAGUGUUGGUGCUGUUACCACGCGGUGCUCCCGCCACAUUCCUGAUGAGUAAGUCAUAGUCCUUUGGUGUAGUAGCGGCACAAAAUUUAUAACUUACCCCAUGAGUGAUAGGAGGAGCAAGGCUCUGUAUAGUAGUAAUAAUGCACUAGAGUGUAAAAAAAAAAAAAAAAAUCAUAAUAAAAAAAAUGACAAUGGAAGAAAUACUCUCAUGAUUGUAGGUCUUGGGAUAAUUUUUCAUAUUAGAUAAGAGCCUAACAUAAGUGUGCCUGAUGUGUGAUAGGUAAGUUCUGUGCCAUGUCCUCAUAUUGGUGUACAAAUUAUAUAUAGGUUUGAGAAUUUGUGCUAGAGUAUCUCAAGUGGUUCCUUGGCUAAAGAACCUCAACCAAUAAAUCAUAAAGUACCUUGUAUACAGUAAAAUUACAUGCAGUUUUGCUUGUUGCCAGUAUAGUUUGGUGUAAAAAUGAGAGCGUUUGAAAAUUAAUUAUUUUCAAAGAUUUUUUUAAAUAUGGGCUGCUAGUGGUGGGCAGUUAUUGACAUUUUCUUACAAGUUUUCUCUAUUCUGUACAUACAUUUUAGUCCUGAAAUGCAUGAUAGAAACCCUAGGUCGGCUCACGCUUGGUGUUAAGUGUAACAGGACGAUCUAGGUUGAGAUGUAUGUAGUCCUUUCUCUGAACCAAGGUUCUCUUUUAGUCAAAUUGUGAAACUAAUUGAUGUAUUCAGAUAUUCAUGAUGAAGUUAUAAUAUCAUUUUAUAUAUACAUUAAUCCAUCAUUUUAUGGCAAAGAAAUUUUUUAGGUGCAUUUCAAAGAAAGAGUUAGGUUAAUAUUCAUAUCAUACUUUUUGGGGAAUAUCUUUGUGUACAAAGUAUAUUUUUUGUAUAUAAAAAAGAUUGAAAUGUCAAACAAGUGCUAUAUUUCACACAACAGAUACUAGGUACAUAGUUCAUUUGACAACUAAGGAUUUAGAACUUUCAAAUUCUUUAAAAUGAAUUACCAUAAUUUAGAUCCUUGUUCUACAAGGUUUACUCAAUAAUUGUAUAAAGAGACAUUUAGUACUUUAUUUUUCUUUCUGAGAUGGGACUAAAGCAAAUGUUAAGAUGAAGAUGCAUUUUUAGGGAGGGGGAAAAAAACUCAAUUUUUAAAGAGUAGUUUUAUCAAACAUUGCAAAUGUGGAAGGGAGAAAAAAACUUUUUUUUUUUUUUUUUCUAAAGUGAUAUAAUGUCAGUCAUAAAGUCCAUGAACUCUACCUCAAAGGACUUGUUUGCCAUAUAUAUUAUAUUUUGAAUGGAAAAAAAAAA